GCGCAAUAAAUUUUAACUUUUACGAAUGAAAAUGUACCAACUGGAUUAGAUAAAUCUUCUAAUCUAGAUCUCUAGAUCUAGACUUACAUAGACCUAUAUAGUAUAUCUAGACUAGAUCUAGAUCUAUAUGUAGAUCGACACAAGUAAAUAAUAUUAACAAGAUUAGUCAAGGUCACCAACGGCAGUCUUUUUAUAAGAUUAUGGCUGCUAGAUCUAUUAUUUUCCUUAUUGUUUGCUUACAAACACUUGCCAACUGUGUGUAUGCUGUAAAUCUGAAAUACUAUGAGACAUUCAGUAACACUGAUAUAGUGUCAACAUCAUUUGUUAAACGCUCAGCUGAUAAUUCUGAAAUGUAUAAAGAAUUAAAAUUCAGUAUUCUCCAAAGAGACUUUCAGUUGGUUCUGAAAUCUGGAACUGACAUAUUGGCUGCAGGUUUUGUUGGUCAGUUAGUUCAUGAAGAUGGGAAGACAAGUCCAUUCCAUGUCAAUCAAGAUUUAAUUUUUAAAGGCCACUUAAAAGACAAGCCAGAUGUAUCUGUCAAUGCUCACAUGGAGGACGAUUUGUGGUCUAUAAAAAUAUUUGAAAAGGAAGAAAUAUAUGCAGUGGAGCCGGCAAGAAAUGUUUUGACCCCUGCUGAAAACCCAAAAAAUCAUUCCCUUGUUGCUUACAAAAGUACAGACUUGCCAUUUGAUGGGUGGCGUUGUGGAGCAGUAGAUGCAAAACACAAGGCAAGGAGGAGUGAAAAUUUUACAACCAGAUCUAGUUCUAGAAGACAAAAAAGAAGUGGAGCUGAUACAUGUGUUGUUUAUGUCAUUGGUGACUACGGCUUAUUUAGUGAUAGAUGUAAAAAAAACUACCAAACUUGCUACUCUGCUAUGAUUAGUAUGGUUGACUUUACAGACCAAUUAUUUAGAGAAUCACCAUUUGAAGGAAGGAACAAAGAAAUUUAUACAAAUGUUGGUAUUCAAAUUGGAAAGAUUGUACUAUACACAACACCAACAAUAUCGAAAGAGGAGUUCAGAUACAAACAUUUUAAUGCGCCCGAUGUUGAAUGGGGUAUCAAUGAAAGAUUAGAUGCAUUUGCGUAUCACCUUACUUAUCAGCCAGAUAUCUUUUGUCAUAACCAUUUGUUUAGCCACUAUGCCUUACCUGAGCGUGUUUUGGGAUUGGCUUUUUUGGACGGAAUAUGCAGAACAAGUCCUAGAGGAACAGUUGUACACAGUGCUGGUGUCACAUCUGGGAUGGAUAUUGGAUCUGGAAUGGUCACUUCAUUAAUGAUGACUCUAGUCUUUGCACAUGGUCACAAUUUUGGAAGCAACCAUGACCCAGAGACAGCUGAAUGCUCAAAACCAGAUGAGCAAGGAGGUAAUUUUCUCAUGUGGCCAAGUUCUGUAUCAGGGACCAAACCUAAUCAUUGGCUUUUUUCUCCCUGCUCUUUGAAGCAGAUUGGUCGAGGAAUUAAUCACGCAAGCUGCUUCCACCAUAGAAGUCUACAUACUGCAUUUUGUGGUAACGGAGUUGUUGAUCCAGAAGAGGAGUGUGAUGCUGGCACAAACAGUAAAAUUGGUGCGGAUAAAUGCUGCACACCAGAUUGUAAGCUUAAGCCAACAGCUACUUGCAGUGACUUCAAUACAGUCUGUUGUUCUAAUUGCACUAUUGCAAUAACAGGUACAGUGUGUGCUGCGGCUUUACCUAACGAGUGUAAAAAUGAAGCAUACUGUGUAGGCACUGAACAUGUUUGUGCUGAUCCUGAGUUUUUACCCGAUAAUUCAACGUGUGUGGAUGGGGGACACUGCUACGGUGGUAAGUGCAGAAGUUUUUGUGAGAUGACAUCUAUCGAAAAGCAGAAACAGUUGGAGUCUUGUGUAUGUCGUGGAAAUGAGAAUGGAUGCAAAUGGUGUUGCUUUGAUAGCUCGGACCCAAAGAACCCUGGGAUGUGCGAACCUUAUUCAGAGGAUUUCAGAGAAGAUGGAAGCCCAUGCAAUGCCGGGUUUUGCGAGCAAGGUAUUUGCAUCCCCUCACAAUCUUCAACCAUAAACCGGGUGUAUGAUUUUUUAUAUUCUCAAAGCCCAGUUAAAAUCAAGCAAUUUGCCAAAUCUAAUGUUGUAAUGACAACCAUUCUGGUAGCCUUAUUGAUAUGGUGCCCUGUUGGGUGUUGUAUUCGUCGUAGUGAUAAAAAAGAACAAAGAAGAAGAAGUUGGGUUGAUGAUGUUUAUGUUCAUCAAAUUGGGCAACCACCACCAAAUAAAACGAUUACAUAUCAUGGGCCUAUCCUUGUUAAGCCAAAAUUCAAAACUUCUAGUAUAUCUGAUGAGCCCUCUACCAAGACAGGAGCACCUAAGCAUAUUGAAUUUCAGAUUGAUGAUACUUCAGUUUAUUAGAAUCUGAAGUACAAGGUAACCCAAAGUUUGUUGUAACUAAGGACAACCAAUUGCUAGAUGUCUUAAAGGAAAAGUACAGCUUGCAUAAUGAAAGUUGGCUACCAAAAAUUGUUGAUGAGGAUUUUAAACUUUCCCUCUUGAGUUAAUACAGUGAUGCCAUUGUGGGUUCAAAGUUUAUUUUAAUGAGGUUGUUUAUUUUCAGUGGUUUUAUUUUUAUUUAUUUGCAGAUCUGAAUCUCUGUUUGAUUCUUUUUGUUUAAAAAAUAGUAUUUUUAAAAUUUGAAAAUGCAUUUUCAAAAAAAUUGUAUUUUAUAGUUCUAGAAUUGUUACCUGUCAUAAGUGCACACACUUUAGUUGUUUUAUUUUUGUGCCUAAUUGUUGAUCUCCUUUAGGCUUCAACCAUUCCUACAACCUAGACUGUGUACAAAUAGUUCUAAUCACAGAACUAAUGUUUAAAUAUGUAAAGGAUAGACAAAAAAUCAUUACACCAGACAGUUUUUUCUCAUUGUUGACACCAUAAAUGAUUUUAGAAAAUAGAAACUACAACUUUGUUUAUAUUAACCUUGUUGUUACCUUUGCUUCUAUUUAUAAAUUAAACUGCUUUGUGAUGUUAAUUUAACAUGUUGUUUGGUGCUUAUGAUAUUUCUAUUUGAAAUUUGAUUCAAACUUUGGACUAAUAAAUUUUAUUUUGAUCAAAAGAAUAAGCAUUAUUUUUUAUUGAGAUAAUCUGUUUGAAUAUGACUAUUAGAAUGGACCAUAGUGUAAUGAAUGAGUUUGAGAGUAUGAGUGUAGUGGAAUGUGUUUAAUAAAGAUGUUGAGGGUUUGAGAGUAUGUGUGUAGUGUGAUUAAUAAAAGAUUCUGAAUGCGUGACAAAAGUAAAUGAUGUGACG
This is a messenger RNA of Physella acuta, 3270 nucleotides long. Its product is annotated as ADAM 17-like protease. Gene Ontology annotation, molecular function: metalloendopeptidase activity. Gene Ontology annotation, biological process: membrane protein ectodomain proteolysis; Notch signaling pathway. The record is from RefSeq and is a predicted model, not a curated record. Gene Ontology annotation, cellular component: plasma membrane. NCBI's taxonomy places the organism in Eukaryota, Metazoa, Mollusca, Gastropoda, Physidae.